Messenger RNA from Sus scrofa (pig), 1964 nucleotides. It is a transcript of the gene GPI, whose product is annotated as glucose-6-phosphate isomerase. Gene Ontology annotation, biological process: gluconeogenesis; glycolytic process; glucose 6-phosphate metabolic process. Gene Ontology annotation, cellular component: cytosol. Gene Ontology annotation, molecular function: monosaccharide binding; carbohydrate derivative binding; glucose-6-phosphate isomerase activity. Lineage: Eukaryota; Metazoa; Chordata; Mammalia; Artiodactyla; Suidae. The record is from RefSeq and is marked provisional.
GUGUUUCCAGCCGCUUUCGCCAUGGCUGCACUCACCCAGAACCCGCAGUUCAAGAAGCUGCAGACCUGGUACCACGAGCACCGCUCUGACCUCAACUUGCGCCGCCUUUUCGAAGGGGACAAGGACCGCUUCAACCACUUCAGCUUGAACCUCAACACCAACCAUGGCCGUAUUCUGUUGGAUUACUCCAAGAAUCUUGUGACGGAGGCUGUGAUGCAGAUGCUGGUGGACCUGGCCAAGUCCAGGGGUGUGGAGGCUGCCCGGGAGCGCAUGUUCAAUGGUGAGAAGAUCAACUUCACCGAGGAUCGGGCAGUGUUGCACGUGGCCCUGAGGAACCGGUCAAACACACCCAUUCUAGUGGACGGCAAGGAUGUGAUGCCAGAGGUCAACAGGGUCCUGGAGAAGAUGAAGUCUUUCUGCAAGCGUGUCCGGAGUGGCGAAUGGAAAGGGUACUCGGGCAAGUCCAUCACGGACGUCAUCAACAUCGGCAUCGGCGGCUCUGACCUGGGACCCCUCAUGGUGACGGAAGCCCUCAAGCCGUACUCUGCAGAAGGCCCCCGGGUCUGGUUCGUCUCCAACAUUGAUGGGACCCACAUUGCCAAAACGCUGGCCACCCUGAACCCCGAGUCGUCCCUGUUCAUCAUUGCCUCCAAGACCUUCACCACCCAGGAGACCAUCACAAAUGCAGAGACGGCGAAGGAGUGGUUUCUUCAGUCAGCCAAGGAUCCCUCUGCAGUCGCAAAGCACUUUGUCGCCCUGUCUACCAACACUACCAAAGUGAAGGAAUUUGGAAUUGAUCCUCAAAACAUGUUCGAGUUCUGGGAUUGGGUGGGAGGCCGCUACUCGCUCUGGUCAGCCAUCGGACUCUCCAUUGCCCUGCACGUGGGGUUUGACAACUUCGAGCAGCUGCUCUCGGGGGCUCACUGGAUGGACCAGCACUUCCGCACGACACCCCUGGAGAAGAACGCCCCCGUCCUGCUGGCUCUGCUGGGUAUCUGGUACAUCAACUUCUUUGGGUGUGAGACGCACGCCAUGCUGCCAUAUGACCAGUACCUGCACCGCUUUGCUGCCUACUUCCAGCAGGGUGACAUGGAGUCCAACGGGAAGUACAUCACCAAGUCCGGCACCCGUGUGGACCACCAGACGGGCCCCAUUGUGUGGGGGGAGCCAGGGACCAAUGGCCAGCAUGCCUUCUACCAGCUCAUCCACCAAGGUACCAAGAUGAUACCCUGUGACUUCCUUAUCCCGGUCCAGACACAGCACCCGAUACGGAAGGGUUUGCAUCACAAGAUCCUCCUGGCGAACUUCUUGGCCCAGACUGAGGCCCUAAUGAAGGGGAAGUCGACGGAAGAGGCCCGGAAGGAGCUGCAGGCCGCUGGGAAGAGUCCAGAGGACUUUGAGAAACUGCUGCCCCACAAGGUCUUUGAAGGAAAUCGCCCCACCAACUCUAUUGUGUUCACCAAGCUCACGCCGUUCAUCCUUGGAGCCUUGAUUGCCAUGUACGAGCACAAGAUCUUCGUCCAGGGCGUCAUCUGGGACAUCAACAGCUUUGACCAGUGGGGAGUGGAGCUGGGAAAGCAGCUGGCUAAGAAAAUUGAACCGGAGCUUGAUGGCAGCAGCCCAGUGACUUCUCAUGAUUCUUCCACCAAUGGGCUGAUCAACUUCAUCAAGCAGGAGCGUGAGGCCAGAAGCCAAUAAACUGGUGCCCCACUGCAGUCCCCACUGUGACUGGUCCUUCUUGUCCCUUCUGCCCAGAGUCUGCACUGCAUGGUCCUGCCCUCUGGUUUUGGGUUUGGACCAUAAGACCUUUGGGGGAAGCUGGUCUGGAAUUGCCACCCCUGCCCUCUCCAUGUUCAUGCCCCCUCUGUUUUAAAGUUGGCUGAAGUGUUUCGGUGCAGCUGAAUUUUCUGACCCAUGUUCACUGUUCAUAUACCAGGUAGAAAAAUAAAGAUGCCAUAAAGGAG